Molecule: messenger RNA, 1793 nt
Organism: Rosa rugosa (rugosa rose)
Lineage: Eukaryota; Viridiplantae; Streptophyta; Magnoliopsida; Rosales; Rosaceae
Exons: 3
Coding region: 795-1547 (250 amino acids)
Source: RefSeq, a predicted model, not a curated record
GCGGUAGCGAAAAGAGAAGGCACCAGAGGAUUUAGAGUUGUCUGCCUCACCUGCCGAAGCCAAAGAGGUGAAGGAUCGAAAGAAGCUCAUCAUGAAGAAGAAAGCCUCCGGUCGUUCCAUGAGCUUUUUGAACUACCUUUUCGAGUUGAGAUAUCUCAAAAAUGGAAAGAGCUUCCAGCUGAAGAGAAGGAACAGUAUGUAGUGACUGAUCGAUGUGGUCAGUCAUCAGUUUCUGAGGAAGAGUUACUUGAGUUGGUUCGGAUUGAUACCCGUUGCUCUCCAGACCGCUUCAGGUCUUUGGUUGCAGACUUUAGCGAUGAGAAAAAGGCAGCCUGUUCAGCAAUUGGAUUUGAUGUGUUGUUGAAGAUGUCAGGAAGGAAAAUUCACCACUCUAUGUUGCAUGUCCUUGUGGACUACGUAGACCCCAAUGCAUGUACUAUAACUAUGCACGGAAAGAAGAUUGAAAUGGAUGCAAGUGACUUUGAAAAUGUGAUGGGGUUGAAGAAUGCUGGGUCCGAGGUCGACUUUAAAGGUUCCACUAAUGAUCACCCUGAGUUGAUGGCGAUAAUAAACUCCUUGUGUGGGAAGGAUAAGAAGAUCAGUUUCAGGGACGUGCAGAACUACCUGAAGGAUACAGAAGAAGUUGACAACAAGUUCAAGCGCCUGUUUGUGUUGUUCACAAUGAGCACCAUCCUUAGCCCAUCUGCCUCACUGACAAUACCAAAGAAGUGGCUGCUGGCCCUGAAGGACACUCGCCUGAUUAGCUCUUUAAACUGGGCUGAUUACUCAUUCAAAUGUUUGAUGGAGGCCAUCGUCAGUUUCAAAAAAACUCUCAGUCCUAUUGUAGCGGUUGUGUCCUGUUUCUGCAACUGUUCUAUUUUGAUCGUGUUUCACAUGGGAAGACCAUUGUGGACAAGUCCUUGUACCCAGUUGAAGCUUGGGGGGACCAUGAAACGGGCAAACUGCUCAAAUGGGUGAACAAGCAAGGUGGUUUGCUGGAUGAAAAUGUUCUUGUGGCAAAGGUUGGCGAUCGUGUUGGUAGUGGAGAUCAGGCCAAAGCAUAUGGGGUGAUUAAGAAAGAAAUGUCUGACUUGGCUGCUAAAGUGAAUGGGUUGGAAAAUAAUAUGUGCAAUCUGAGAGAUGAUAUGAUGGGAAAGAUGGACAAAGUCUUGAGUAUGCUGAACACUCUGACUGCACAAAAUGUGAAUGUCAAUCAGAACCUUCAAACUGAUGGCUUAGCAGAAAAAGUAAGCCCCAAGAAAGUUUCAAAAAAGAAAGCUGGAGAGCAACAGGAGGUGUUACAGGUACAUGGGGAAGACUUGCAACCAAAAAAGAAGACCUCCUUGAUUUGCCUAUCUGACUCAACAUCUGUAGUCAGCCCACUGAAAAGUAUGAAGAAAGUUGAUGCCAACCCCACGACCAAGAGUAACAUAGAGAAGAUUGGUAACUUCAAAGUCAAGGGAGAUCGGGAGGAGGCUGACAAAGGAGUGCUCAGGUUUGUUUAUGAUGUGUCAGCUGAAGAGAAGGAGACCAUUGUGGAUAGUUAAAAUUUCUUCACUAGUCGAAAAGCAGUUUGGUCACUUAAACCUAACAGAUGGGUUGAAGAUGAUAUUAUCAAUUUGUUUAGUGACUAUCUAUUUCUAGGACUCUUCCCAAGCAAUAGAUGUUGUUACUUCACAACAUACUUUUGUCAGAAGAUGAAAAGUUACAAUGACAGAGACAUGUGUGGAGAUUCGGCAAGGGCAGUUUUGAAGGGUUUGGGUGUAAAGAGAUUUGAGAAUGGCAUACCUGAG